GCGGACUCAAGCAUCACCCCUCGAAACGUCGUCCGGAGCCCUCCAAGAGACAGCACACGAUACCAGUGUGAUUGACGAACGACACCACCUAUCAGAGCCCCGCAUCUAUAUUGACGGCGCAGAGAGGGGCGCUAAAGCGGCAGGGAGAGGGGAGCUGUCUUGGUUGUAAUACAGCAAGGCACAUGCGCAGUGGUAACGCCGAGCUGGCGCAUUCGUGAUAGCUAGUCCACCAUGAGCCAGGGCGGCCAAGAUGCGAAGCUCUUUGCGAGGGGCAAAGUAGCGGAGCUGCGCCUCGAACUGAACAGUGGCGGCAAGAAGGACAAGAACUUCUCCGCGAAGAAGACGGCUUUGAAGAAGAUCGUCGCCAACAUGACCAUGAGCAACAACGACAUGGUCGCCUUGUUCCCGGACAUUGUGGGAUGCAUGCACAUUCCGAGUCUGGAGAUAAAGAAGAUGUGCUUUUUGUAUCUGGUCAACUAUGCCAGGAUAAAACCUGACAUUGCCCUCAAGGCGCUGCCCAUCAUCCAGGAAGACAUGCAGGACAACAAUCCUCUGGUGCGAGCGCUCGCACUGCGGACUAUGUCCUACAUCCACGUCCGCGAAUACGUCGAGGCAACUGUGCCGCAUCUGAAGAACCUCCUGCGAGACUCCGACCCUUACGUACGCAAGACAGCCGCCUUCUGUGUCGCCAAGCUCUACGACCACGACCGACAUCUGGUGGAGUCCUCGGACUUGAUCGACAAGCUCAAUGGCAUGUUGCGAGACGAGAACCCCACAGUCGUCUCCAGCGCACUAGCAGGCUUGAUGGACAUCUGGGAAAGAAGUGAGAAUAUCAAGCUCACCAUCGACUAUGCGAGUGCGUCGAAGAUUGUCUCCAUUCUGGCAGACUGCUCAGAGUGGGGUCAGACAUACAUCAUGGAAGCUAUGAUGAAUUACGUUCCUCAGGAAUCGUCCGAAGCCGCUCUGCUCGCCGAGCGAAUAUCACCAAGAUUGUCGCAUUCCAACUCCGCUGUGGUGCUUACGUGCAUCCGUGUCAUCCUCUACCUAAUGAACUACAUCUCCGACCAGAAGGUUAUUGCAUCGUUGUGCAAUAAGCUUUCGCCGCCGCUUGUCACGCUUUUGUCGAAAGGACCUGAGAUUCAGUACCUUGCUCUUCGUAACGCCCUCCUUAUCCUGCAACGGCGGCCGGAAGUGUUGCGAAACGACAUCCGCGUCUUCUUCUGCAAAUACAACGACCCCAUCUACGUCAAGGUCACAAAGCUUGAGCUCAUCUUUAUGUUGGCAACCGAGAAGAACAUCAAGGAGGUGUUGACAGAGCUUGCAGAAUACGCUACUGAGAUCGAUGUCGACUUCGUACGCAAGUCGGUACGUGCCAUUGGUAAGCUGGCCAUCAAGAUUGCACCAGCAGCGCAACUGUGUAUCAGCACCCUUCUUUCUCUCGUCAGCACAAAGGUUUCCUACAUCGUGCAAGAAGCAACAGUAGUCAUCCGCAACAUCUUCCGGAAAUAUCCCAAUCAGUACGAGUCCAUCAUCUCAACAUUAUGCGAGAACCUCGACUCGCUGGAUGAGCCAGAAGCCAAAGCUGCUAUGAUCUGGGUCAUUGGACAGUACGCCGACCGUAUCGAAGACUCCGAUGUCCUCCUCGAAGACUUCCUCGACUCGUUCCAAGAGGAGACACACGAGGUGCAGUUGGCACUUCUGACUGCUACAGUAAAGCUUUUCAUUCAGCGACCAACAAGAGGCUCGGCACUAGUCCCUAAGGUCCUAAAGUGGGCAACCGAAGAAACAGACAACCCAGAUCUGCGAGAUCGAGGGUACAUGUACUGGCGCUUGCUAUCUUCUGCGCCUGAGGAAGCAAAGAAGGUCGUUAUGGGCGAGAAGCCUGCCAUUACAGCAGAGGAGUCAGAGAAGCUAGAUCCUGGGACACUGGAAGAGAUGUGUCUCAACGUGGGUACACUAGCAACAGUCUACCUCAAGCCAGUCAACCAGGUGUUCCGCACCGCCCGCCCCCGCAGGGUAAUCGAGUCACCUGCGUUACAGCGGCACGAGUUACCCACCGUCAAGGCCGCACAACUAGCGCGCGAGCGCGCAGCAGCAGACCGCUCACGAAUCGACACAGCGCCCAACGGUAACGGCUCCCUCUCACCGACGAACGGCAACAUGUCAGCCGCAGUAAGCGAUGCUGACAUGUACUUCGCCAGCGUUGGCAGGCAAAGCACAUUUGGUGGGUCGCCCAUAGCAGAAGACCAUGCUGGGAUGGGUGGUGGUUGGGUUGUGAACCAGAACGCGCCACAGUCGCUCGUAAUGAACCCAGGCGGUGCAGAUGGGAAUCAAGACCUCUUGCUGUGAGUCGAGUCGUAAUUUCCAGCUCCAAUUUGGAGUAUGAGCUGGCUAAUGUAGAUGUAUAUAUCAACGUUGAAG
This is a messenger RNA of Macroventuria anomochaeta, 2421 nucleotides long. Its product is annotated as Adaptor protein complex beta subunit. Gene Ontology annotation, biological process: vesicle-mediated transport; intracellular protein transport. Gene Ontology annotation, molecular function: clathrin binding. The coding region runs from base 232 to 2349 and encodes 705 amino acids. Lineage: Eukaryota; Fungi; Ascomycota; Dothideomycetes; Pleosporales; Didymellaceae. The record is from RefSeq and is a predicted model, not a curated record. Gene Ontology annotation, cellular component: membrane coat. The transcript has 4 exons.